UGAAGCUUUUACAGUAAGAAGUGGGAAGCUGAAAUGGCUUCCAAGUCCAAGGGUUCAGGUCCCAGGUUCAAGCUCUUUGCCAUCUCUCUUCUCUCUGUGUCUCUCUCCCUUCUUAUUCUAACCUCAACUUUCCAGCCAAAAACUCACCACAUUGUGGUUCAUCACCUGCAAAAUCGAUUGCCUGGGGAAAUGUCCAACUGGGCAAUGGAUAUACCGAUGGAGCUGCCAAAGAAACUGUCCCCUCCAUGUGAUUUCAUUGGUAAAGUGUUCAAAAGGGAUGCCAAGAUAGGUCUAGUGAACAUAGAGGAAGGAGGAGAAGAAGAAGAAGAAUGGGCAGCAUUGGGAAGGACAAGUGUGGUACAGUUCGAUCAAGUGCAAGAAGAGAUACAGUGGAAGGACUUGUUCCCUGAAUGGAUAGAUGAAGAGGAGAAAUGGAGGCAACCCAAUUGUCCUGAGAUUCCAAUGCUGAAGUUCAAAGACUACGAAGAAUUUGAUGUUGUGGUGGCCAAAAUCCCCUGUGGAGAUGUAGUUCAGAAACAGGGCCAAGGGUUAAGGGAUGUUUUCAGGUUACAAGUCAAUUUAGUGGUUGCUAAUUUGGUAGUAAGGAGUGGUAGGAGAUACUAUGAUGACGGCGAUGAUGAUCGGACGGUGUACGUCGUGUUCAUUGGGUCUUGUGGACCCAUGUGGGAGAUCUUCAGGUGUGAUGAUCUCUUGAUACAUGAAGGUAACUCUUGGAUUUACAGACCUGAUUUGAGGAGACUAUUACAAAAGGUGCAUAUGCCUGUUGGAUCCUGCAAACUUGCUCUACCUCAUAUGAUACAAGGUGAAGGAAGAGUUAAUUAUGAUUUCUCAAAACUGUAUAACCCAAUAGAACAACCAAGAGAAGCUUAUGUAACAAUCCUGCAUUCAUCAGAAGCUUAUGUAUGUGGUGCCAUAGCUUUAGCCCAAAGCAUAAUCCAAACUGGUUCUUCCAAAGAUCUUGUCCUGCUAGCCGAUCAAUCCAUAAGCAAGAAAACCCGGCAAGCUCUUCGGACAUCUGGCUGGAAAAUCAAAAACAUCAAGCGAAUUCGAAACCCACUUGGCCGUAAAAAUGCAUACAACGAGUGGAACUACAGUAAGAUUCGGUUGUGGCAAUUAGUCGAAUAUGAUAAGGUCAUAUUCAUAGACUCCGAUUCGAUUGUUUUAAAGAACAUAGAUAAAUUUUUUGGUUCACCAGAGUUAUCAGCUGUGGGAAACGAUAAGUUUCUAUUCAACAGUGGGAUUAUGUUGAUCGAGCCAUCAAUGUGUGUGUUCAAGUUAUUGAUGAAGAAGAGACAUAAAUUGGUUUCUUAUAAUGGAGGAGAUCAAGGUUUUCUUAAUGAAGCUUUCACAUGGUGGCACCGUUGGCCUGCAAGAUUGAAUUAUUUGAAAGUGUUUAAUGGGUCGAGGGAGAAAGAUGAAACAGAGCAUGAUCAGGUGCUGGCGGAGAAUGUGUAUGGAAUCCAUUAUUUGGGGUUGAAACCAUGGAUGUGUUAUAGAGACUAUGAUUGUAACUGGGAUAGGUUGGAUUUUCAACGUUUUGGUAGUGACUCGAUUCAUAGUAGGUGGUGGGAAGUCUAUGAUGCAAUGCCUAAGAGGUUGCAGAAGUAUUGUGGUCUUACAGAGCGCAUGGAUGUUAGGAUCAACAAGUGGAGAAGUAGAGCACGGUUUGCUAAUUUGUCAGAUGGACACUGGGAGAUCCAAGUGAAAGACCCCAGACAGCGCCUUUGAUAUGUC
Messenger RNA from Telopea speciosissima, 1755 nucleotides. RefSeq names its product putative UDP-glucuronate:xylan alpha-glucuronosyltransferase 5. The record is from RefSeq and is a predicted model, not a curated record. NCBI's taxonomy places the organism in Eukaryota, Viridiplantae, Streptophyta, Magnoliopsida, Proteales, Proteaceae. The transcript is spliced from 2 exons. Bases 34 to 1749 code for a protein of 571 amino acids. Gene Ontology annotation, molecular function: glycosyltransferase activity. Gene Ontology annotation, biological process: xylan biosynthetic process.